AUGGAAGCUGUGUUGCUUAUUGAGGUAGAGAUCCCUUUUCUCAGUGUACUAAUAGAAGUAAAUGAGCAUGCAAUAUGCCCGUGGAAGUGUAAAGUUUCUUCCUUUCCAUGUGUAUUGGCUCAACCUCUUUUGCAUGCAGGUGGAGGUGGCCUUGUUGGUGGAGCAAGAGGUGAGCUAUGUGGUAGCCACAAGCUUGGUAGAGGUGCAGGAGGUGGAUUAAGUGGUGGUGGUGACCAUAGGCUUGGUGGAGGUGCUAGAAGGGGAUUAGGUGGUGGGCUUGGUGGAAGUGGUGGCAUUGGUACCGGUGGUGGAAUUGGUGGUGGAAGUGGUUUUGGAGGUGGAAUGCUCUAUGGUAGUGGUGGAGGCCCAGAGGUGGUGAAGGCCUUAGUGGUGGUGGUGCUGGAGGUGGAUGAGGGUUUGGUGGUGGUGGUGGAGUUGGUUGAGUUAAGGGUUGGAGCCGGUGGCAGAUUUAGCAAAGGUGGAGGUGUAGGUGGUGGACUUAAGGGUGGUGUAGGUGGCAGCUUUGGUGUUCAUGGGGAUGCUGGAUUUGGUGGUGGCGGCGGUGGUGGUGGACACUAA
This is a messenger RNA of Durio zibethinus, 579 nucleotides long. The record is from RefSeq and is a predicted model, not a curated record. Lineage: Eukaryota; Viridiplantae; Streptophyta; Magnoliopsida; Malvales; Malvaceae.